Molecule: messenger RNA, 313 nt
Organism: Staurois parvus
Lineage: Eukaryota; Metazoa; Chordata; Amphibia; Anura; Ranidae
Source: the annotation of a GenBank genome assembly
CCUGUGUGUAAACAACCCAGGUCUCUCUCCUGCCAGCAAGGACAUGCUGCUGUGUAUUUCUCUACACAGCAGCCAUACAAAGCAGUGUGCUUACAGUGGAAAGCACAGACACAGCCCCCAUAGUAAAACACACACAGCACACAGUUAACCCUUUGAUCACCCCUAGAUGUUAACCUCUUCCUGCCCGGUGUCAUUGGUACAGUGUCAGUGUUUUUUAUUAGCACUGAUCACUGUAUUGGUGUCACUGGGAAUGUCAGUGACACCAAGUCAGUUCCCACCCCAGUGUCAGAAUGCCCGCCGCAGUUCCACUAUA